AUGGCCGAAAUCUCCAUAUUUGAUCUGACCAACAAUGCUUCUGUAUAUCAUUCUAAAGAUGACGACGACCUCUACUGGGAGUACUAUGGAGGUAACGGGACGGAAAGCCAUUCCCCAUCCAGCUGUGGGGAUUUGUCCGAUCGUCACCGCGACUACACCCAAAUUCCCGCCGUAAGCAUGGCUAUAGCCGUUCUGUAUAGUCUUGUCAUAUUUUUGGCUGUUACCGGAAAUAGCUUGGUUAUUUGGACAGUUUGGAGAAAUACCCAUAUGCAUACAGUAACUAACUACUAUAUUGUUAACUUAGCUAUCUCAGAUCUCUUGGUUUCUGCGAUUGUCAUGCCCUUAAAACUUUUGGAAUAUACAGCACCGUGUGAAUGGCACGUAUUUGGCAGUGAUGCUCUGUGUUCUGUACUCAAUUACUUGUUGCCUAUAUUUGUUUUUGCUAGUGUUCUCACCCUUGUCGCUAUUUCCCUAGAGAGGUACUACGCCAUUGUUCACCCAUUGUCUGCUAUGAAGAUAAACAGUAAAUCUAGAACCAGGAAGAUUAUAGCUGUAACAUGGAUAAUACCUAUAAUACUUGCUUCACCAUAUACAUAUUGUAGCAGUUAUGGUUUUGUAAUAGAAAGUGAACUGGGCCGAAUUUCGCGCCAAAUCUGUAAUGACAGAUUUGACGAGAUAGACAUUGCUAUGUACGGACCGGAAGCCUGGGGAUCUGGGAGGUUCAGACGAGGAUUUUUUAUAUUCUUAUUUUUGGCAGUGUACCUCAUUCCUGCGUUUCUUAUUCUAACAACUUGUGUUAAAAUAGCCAUUUGUCUACUACAACCAAUAAGUAUCAAGCGACUACCGUCAUUGGGCCGUAAAGAACAUAGUCGGCGACAUGAGGAAAAUAAACGCAAGGUGGCACGGAUGGUCAUCGUUAUCGCUAUAGCCUUUAUUGUUGCCUGGUCACCCCAAUACAUAGUUAGUAUUGUCAGCCAACUUCAAUCACUUCAUGGCGGAAUCAACUUUCUACAGAAAGGACAGUUUCUCUUUACCAUGCUGAUGACUCACUUAUGUGGCUUCCUCAACAGUUGUAUUAACCCUUUCAUCUACACCAUCAUGAGUCGCAAGUUCCGCAAGAGUUUCAGAUACAUCUUUACGCGGGUAUUCUUCUGUUGUCAAAAGAAAAGGACAUAUCGGUAUCAGACAAGCCUUACUCGUAACCAAUCAGCCGGCCUGUCUUCGGUUGGAAAGCAGUCUUUGACCGAGUUUCGCGAUGGGAACGAAUAUCGUCUGAGCGAAGCUCCGUCAUCUGGUGGAGAUAGUAGUGGCGGUAGUCAACAAGGGCGUGGAUUUCAAGUUCGCUACAAGGACAGUUCCCAGUCGCUGAUAGAGUCUCGUGGAAGCAACAAAAAGUGGGCGACCUCCAGUGGGAAGCACCACUCUGGCGGUUCUCUUAUUGUAUUGAAAUGUUUCAAAUAUAAGGAACGGGCUUUUAAGGAUAAUGACGGGGAAGUUUAG
Molecule: messenger RNA, 1500 nt
Organism: Patella vulgata (common limpet)
Lineage: Eukaryota; Metazoa; Mollusca; Gastropoda; Patellidae
Product: allatostatin-A receptor-like
Exons: 4
Coding region: 1-1500 (499 amino acids)
Biological process (GO): G protein-coupled receptor signaling pathway
Cellular component (GO): membrane
Molecular function (GO): G protein-coupled receptor activity
Source: RefSeq, a predicted model, not a curated record